UGGAGGUCACGGACACGCCCCUCUUUGAUCUGAUUUGAUCUAGCUGUGAGAUUGAGAAGUCAUCAUGGCUGAUGGAAAGAAGAAAGAAACACAGCCUGGGUCACCUGAUGAGACAGGAUUGGACAGGAUCAAGGCACUCUUACCUGGUGAUGACUUAGCCCCUGAGCUGAAGGAGUUGUCCCUAACUAUAUUCAUAGCGUCUGUUGCCGGGUUCCUAUUUGGUGGGAUGAUAGGAGCUCGUCACUCUGGAGACAAGUUCAUCACUCACAACCACGCCUCCAAGUUCACUUCUGUCAUGCAAGCUCAGCGUCAGCUCCACGCUGCGUCUUUGUUGGGGUUUAUGCGCAAAGGCUCUCACUGGAGCUGGAGGGUGGGACUCUUUGCUGGUCUGUUCAGUGGUACGACCCUCCUCCUGUCAGAGUAUAGAGACAAACAAGACUCUCUCAACUACAUCUCCGCUGGAGCUCUCACUGGAGGUGUGUUCAGGGUGGCCCGAGGACUCAAACCCUUCAUAGGGGGUACUGUGCUGGGGACGUUGAUAAGUGUUCCGGUUGGCAUGGCGAUGACAGGGGUUGAGCGAAUGUUGAUGAGUGGAGUGGAGAGAGACAAACAGAGACAGAGGAAACUUGAGGCUCGGAGGAAAUACAGGGACAAAUGGGACCAUAAACUGGGUGCCACCUCUGCUCUCAUUCAAGACAUGGCUGAUGAGCCCUCCAGUGGUAUACAGGGCUACUACAAGCUGGACCCUAGCAACAGCAGCAGCACUGGGGACAGUAGUAGGUUGGACAACAAUAGUAGUCAGUCCUGUGACAAGACGUAGCGUGUAUAGAAUAAGUACGUGUUUAAUCGUUUUUGUUCGUGCGUAUAAUUAUUAUCAACCACCAUAAUAACCAAUCUAAAUUA
Messenger RNA from Halichondria panicea, 903 nucleotides. Its product is annotated as complex I assembly factor TIMMDC1, mitochondrial-like. NCBI's taxonomy places the organism in Eukaryota, Metazoa, Porifera, Demospongiae, Suberitida, Halichondriidae. The transcript is spliced from 7 exons. Bases 65 to 820 code for a protein of 251 amino acids. Gene Ontology annotation, cellular component: mitochondrion. The record is from RefSeq and is a predicted model, not a curated record.